UAAUAUUUUCAAGGCUUUUUACUUCCAAUUUCCCAUUUUGACUACACCGGCGAGCAGGGAAAAGAGUAAUGGCCACUGAGGUUACUGAUCGGAAUCUCUCAACUCCGACAUUCUUUGUCGCCGUACACGUCGGCGCUGGAUAUCACUCGCCGUCGAAUGAGAAAGCUCUCCGUUCAGCAAUGAAACGAGCGUGUCUCGCUGCCGCUUCCGUUCUCCGAAAGGGUGCUGGUGGAUGCAUAGACGCUGUUACAGCAGCAAUUAAAGUAUUGGAGGAUGAUCCAAAUACAAAUGCUGGACGGGGUUCAAAUUUGACAGAGGAUGGUCAUGUGGAGUGUGAUGCUAGUAUUAUGGAUGGUGAUUCUGGAGCAUUUGGUGCUGUAGGUGCAGUGCCAGGUGUCAGAAAUGCCAUUGAGAUUGCUGCUUUGUUGGUCAAGGAACAGAUCUAUGGUUCUUCACUGCUUGGACGAAUAUCUCCAAUGUUUUUAGUUGGUGAAGGUGCAUGUGCAUGGGCGAAGUCCAAAGGUGUUGUUUUACCAUCAACUAUAACAGCGGCUGACGAGUCACUUGUUACUGAGAAGGCAAGAACUCAAUGGAAAAGAUACAAAGCGAUGCUUGAUGAUGCCAAAACUGUUAUUGAUGCUCCGGACAUAAAGCUGACCAAUGCCAAGGAGACUAAUGCAAUAUCUGAAGUAGAGAGCCAAUCAUCUGAUCAAUUGAGGGGAGAUGGAGUGGGUGACCAAAUCUCCUUGCUCGAUGCAUUAGACGAAGACUUAAUUUCAGACACUGUUGGGGUUAUCUGUCUCGAUUCGAAAGGACAUAUGGCUUGUGGAAGCUCUAGCGGUGGGAUAGCACUGAAGGUUAGUGGGCGUGUGGGUCUAGCAGCAACGUAUGGUUCCGGUUGUUGGGCAUCGUCAAGGGGACCUUUUGGAGCUCCAUUUAUAGUGGGAUGCUGUGUCAGUGGUGCUGGAGAGUACCUAAUGAAAGGAUUUGCUGCUCGGGAAUGCUGUAUCUCAUCAUCACUGUCUCAAGCUGGUCCAUCUUCUGCCUGUAAAAAGGUUUUGCAAACUAUUCAAGAAAACAGUCAAUGCGGAGUUGACCAAAGUGCUGGAUUCCUUCUAGUUCAAGCAGAGCCUCCAAGACUGGUUGGGGGCAGUUUGGCUAGGCUGGAAGCUGUUGAGAUUGCUGCUGUAUAUUCUUCCUCAUCUUUUGGAAUAGGUUAUUUUGGCAGCUCUAUGGAUACGCCCAAGGUUUCAGUGCUUAGGAGUAAAAAACAGCAAAAUAAAGCUGGAAUUGAUGAGUUUGCAGCACGAGUUAAUCUCGUCUCCAAAGAACGGUAGUGUUGCAGCAGGAGAGCAGGAGUUUCAAUUGGACAAAAGACUUUCGCAUUUCAAUGGCAUCAUCAGUUAAACUAAUCAUCCAAGAUACAUCUGAGACCGAUAGAUUUGCAGUUGAAGGAACGUUAUAAAUGUAGUUGAGCCGAAAGGUACCAGAGAUUCAAAUGAUGAAUUAGCUAAGAGAUAGGUGUUUUGACAUGAUCAACUAAAAUUGAAUUUGAUAGCUAAAAGAGAAUAACUCAAGUUUAUUUUUUUCAUCAUAUGGAAAAGGGUGUCUUUUUGGGAUGAAGAGUUAACACAA
Molecule: messenger RNA, 1635 nt
Organism: Solanum stenotomum
Lineage: Eukaryota; Viridiplantae; Streptophyta; Magnoliopsida; Solanales; Solanaceae
Product: putative threonine aspartase
Exons: 11
Coding region: 69-1337 (422 amino acids)
Biological process (GO): protein maturation
Molecular function (GO): threonine-type endopeptidase activity
Source: RefSeq, a predicted model, not a curated record